AUUCGAGAGCCGUCAUCAUGUACAUACGUAUCUGCGUUCUCUUUAAUUUUUUUUUUGGGAUAUUUGCUGAGUUUUGUCCUUUUCGAUGUGAAUGUGUAACGGAAUCAAUUUUAAAUUGUUCUUCUGCUAAUCUUUAUCGUUCUCCUAUCCUUAAUGGAUCCUAUUUACUUGUCGACUUAAGUAUCAAUCAAGUCCAACGCCUACCGGAAACUUCUCUCAAAAAUUCCAGUAUAAAAGAAUUACGAAUUAUUGAUAAUCAAGUUCCCCUAACCCUAACAAGGAAAAGUUUUAAGGGUGUUCGACAGAGUCUUCAACAUCUCUCAUUGAAAAACAGUUUAAUUCAAAUUUUACCGGCGGGUGUAUUUCGGUCUCUGAGGAAACUAAAGAGUAUUGAUUUGUCGCACAACAUUCUGAGGACACUACCUAAUGGCAUAUUCAAAGGUUCAUCACAGAUAACACAUCUGGAUCUAUCGAAUAAUUUUCUGACAUCUUUAAGGUGGGACAAAUUGAAAGGUUUAAUGAGUUUAAAAGAACUAAGGUUAGAUUCUAACUUUAUUUGGUGGCUUGAUUCGAGAGCGUUCUAUCCAACAAGAAAACUUUCUUUCCUGUCACUCUCUCAUAACGAUUUGAGAGAUUUACAACCAUCAGUUUUUGUGCGUCUAAGAUAUUUAAAAGAUUUAGAUUUGAGUAAUAAUCGUUUACCUGCUCUUUUUCGUAAAAAUCUGGUAGGGUUGAGAUCUCUGGAACAUCUAGAUCUAUCUAAAAAUCCACUUGUUUUAAUUGUUAAUGGGGCUUUGAAGUCGCUGAAAUCAAUGGUCGAAUUACACCUGGCUCAUACUAACCUCAGAACCCUUCAUCCGGAAAUGUUUAUUGGAGCGAAGAAUGUUGAAUGGUUGGACAUACGUGAUUCUAAAAUUGAAGAAUUGCGUCCCAGUGUAUUUAAAUACUUGAAUAAUUUGAAACAUUUGCAAGUUAGCGGAAAUCUUAUAACUUCCAUUGAUCAGUGCAUCGUUAAAAAUCUGUCUAAACUUAUUGAUAUGGAUUUGAGACAAAACCCACUUCAUUGCGGAUGUUCGCUCUCGUGGUCAACGCAGAAAAAUAUGCCACAUCUUCUGGGCGAAUGUAAAACUCCAAGAAGAAGAGCAAGAUCAUCAGUCGACUAUAGGGGAAACUAUCUUGGAUGUAGAGCAAGAAGAAAUAUAGAAUGUGACGGAGAAAAUAAUCGUUGGAUGAAAAAAAUUCCAUUUAAUCCAAAAUCUCACGAUGAUAUGGUCGAAGAGAUAGUUCAAGCCCCGUAUCGUCACAUUGCCACAGUUCCUGGAAAAAAUAUACGCAAUAAAUUAGCUUUAGCGUUCAAUUACUGGCUACAAAUAUCAGAAGAAAAAUUAACGAUUAUCUCAGAAACAGCUCAGAUGUUGCAUAACGCAAGUUUAAUAAUCGAUGAUAUCGAAGAUAAUUCUAAAUUAAGGAGAGGUGUUCCAGUCGCUCAUUCAAUAUUCGGUAUACCUCCUGCAAUUAAUUCCGCUAAUUAUAUGUACUUUGCUAGCUUAGAAAAAGCUAUUGAACUAAAUCAUCCUGAGGUUCCCGUAAUAUUUACAAAACAAAUUCUGGAGUUGCAUCGAGGUCAAGCAAUGGAUAUUUACUGGAGGGAUUCUUAUACAUGUCCAACUGAAGAUGAAUAUCGAACGAUGGUAAUUGUUGACUUAGAAACUGGCGGAUUAUUUGGUUUAGCCAUUGGGUUGAUGCAAUUAUUUAGCAGUAACAAGAGCGAUCUGAAACCGUUAUUAGAUAAUUUAGGUCUUUUCUUCCAAAUUCGAGAUGACUACGCUAAUCUAAGCUUAAAUGAAUAUUCAAAGAACAAAGGCUUUGCGGAAGAUUUGACUGAAGGGAAAUUCUCUUUUCCAAUUAUUCACUCCUUAAAUAUUGAUAAGAAUAAAUCUAAAAUAAUGAACAUUUUAAGGCAACGAACUGAAGAUAUUGAUGUAAAAAAGUAUUGUGUACAGCUAAUCGAAGACUCUGGUUCUUUUGAUUAUACCAUUAAAGUUUUAAAAGAAUUGGAAAAACAAAUUAUCGAAAAUAUUGAAAAAUUGGGAGGUAAUCCACUACUUUUGGGAUUAGUAAAUGAACUUAGUAAAAUGCUUAAUUGA
Messenger RNA from Dimorphilus gyrociliatus, 2147 nucleotides. NCBI's taxonomy places the organism in Eukaryota, Metazoa, Annelida, Polychaeta, Dinophilidae. The record is from the annotation of a GenBank genome assembly.